Vanderwaltozyma polyspora DSM 70294 is the source of this 1092-nucleotide messenger RNA. RefSeq names its product Sds3p (gene SDS3). NCBI's taxonomy places the organism in Eukaryota, Fungi, Ascomycota, Saccharomycetes, Saccharomycetales, Saccharomycetaceae. The transcript has 2 exons. Gene Ontology annotation, molecular function: histone deacetylase binding. Gene Ontology annotation, biological process: negative regulation of transcription by RNA polymerase II. The record is from RefSeq and is a predicted model, not a curated record. Bases 1 to 1092 code for a protein of 363 amino acids. Gene Ontology annotation, cellular component: Sin3-type complex.
AUGAUGUCACAUAGUUACAACCCUGCUGAACUUUCUAGAAAGGACAAGAGAAGACACAACCUCGAGAGCAAAGUCUCUAAAAUCCACACGAAUUUCGUCUCAAACAGAGAUACUCACUACAAGGAUCGAUUGACCACUUUGCAAACGGAUUUGACUUCAUUACACCAAGGUAACAACAAAAAGUUUUUGAGAAGAUUGCGAGACUUGGAAGAAAAUAGAGAUCUGGAACUGAUUCGGUUGAGACUCUUCGAAGAGUACCGUAUCUCUCGUUCCUCCAUCGAGUUCCAGGAGGAUAUAGAAAAGGCCAAAAACGAAUACGAGACUUUGGUCAAGCUAUGCAAAGAAAAGCUCUACGAAUCGAUAGAGAAUAGAAUCAAAUCGUUGCAAGAGGAAAGACUGCUCAUGGAUGUGGCAAACGCUCACUCAUACGCAAUGGACUAUAACAGAACCAGAUUUCAGAAGAACACGAGAAGCCAUACCGCUAGUGGCUGGGAAUCUUCUUCAAAUACAGAAUUCGCACAACAGAGCAACAACAACAACAACAACAACAACAACAACAACAACAACAACAACAACAAUGGAGGAGCCACCAGUGGGCUGAACAACAGAGAUUCUGCAAAUGAAAGUGCCACUGAUACAGGCACUGAAAGGAGAUCGUUGCGUAGAAGAGUAGCCGCUAAAAACACUGGAUCAGCAAUGAAGAAUAUCGAUGAACAGUCUGAUUUCCAAACCGGUGGGUACUCGACCACUGGAGGUGGAGGAAACACGAACAUUAUGGGCACCAGUGCCACGACGAAUAGCAUAGGGGCCGCAGGUGGUGCCAUGAGUCCCGAUGUGAACUCUGAUUCGGAUUUCAUGCAAUAUAUAAGCGACCACUCUGAACUGCACAACCUGCUGUUUGGAGGUGAUGGCGAAGGCAAGGACAUUAAUACAUCUAGCAAGAAGAAACCCAAGAACAGCCAGAGGUACAGCGCCAAGAGUGCACCACCGCUGCCCAGUCUUCAAUUCGAAGAAGUCAGUAAUGAUAUAGCUACGAUUCGACAACUAACUGGGCAACCCCCAGCACCAUUCAAAUCAAACAUAGAUGUAUAA